GGCAGCGGGCUGCCCUCUCACUUCGUAUAAAAGAGUUGAGAAAUUCCAUUAGAGAUCGAUCAAAGGAAAGGGAAGCCAUAAUAAAUUUAAACUUAUAAAGAAAGGAUGAGUAGUUUCACAGAGGAACAGGAAGCUCUGGUGCUCAAGUCGUGGGGCUUGAUGAAGAAGGACGCCGGCGAUCUGGGCCUCAAACUCUUCCUCCGGAUAUUUGAAAUCGCACCGUCGGUUAAGAAGCUGUUCUCCUUUCUGAGCGGCGGCGGCGGCGACGCCGGAGAGGUUCCCCUCAGCCAAAACCCAAAGCUCAAGGCGCACGCCAAAACCGUCUUUGUGAUGACGUGUCAAGCGGCGGUGGAGCUGAGGAAAGCCGGAAAAGCGGUAGGGCGGGGGGAAUCGAGUUUGAAGAAGUUGGGCGCCACGCACUUCAAGUACGGCAUCACUGAUGCUCAUUUUGAGGUGACAAGGUAUGCAUUAUUGGAGACCAUAAAAGAAGCAGUGCCAGAAGAAAUGUGGAAUGAGGAAAUGAAAGAUGCGUGGGGAGUGGCCUAUGACCACCUGGUUGCCGCUAUCAAGUCCGAGAUGCAUGACAAUGAAUUCAAGGAGACCUAAUAUUAUUCAUUAUUUAAGAAAUUCAUAUAUCCAUGCUUUUUUUAUUAUUUUUAACUUUAAUCCCAUUCUCAUUAUGGUAUUCUAUGUAUAAUUAAUCUCCCGAUACAUGGUUUGGCAAUUUAGUCAUUUUCGAGUUGUUCUUAUUUCCAGUAUAUUUGUCCAGUUUAAUUUUUUUGAAUCAAAUUGGAUGAAUUUU
Molecule: messenger RNA, 802 nt
Organism: Cuscuta campestris
Lineage: Eukaryota; Viridiplantae; Streptophyta; Magnoliopsida; Solanales; Convolvulaceae
Source: the annotation of a GenBank genome assembly